Messenger RNA from Artibeus jamaicensis (Jamaican fruit-eating bat), 2332 nucleotides. It is a transcript of the gene SPTSSB, whose product is annotated as serine palmitoyltransferase small subunit B. The record is from RefSeq and is a predicted model, not a curated record. Gene Ontology annotation, biological process: ceramide biosynthetic process; endoplasmic reticulum organization. The transcript is spliced from 4 exons. Gene Ontology annotation, molecular function: serine C-palmitoyltransferase activity. Bases 726 to 956 code for a protein of 76 amino acids. Gene Ontology annotation, cellular component: serine palmitoyltransferase complex. NCBI's taxonomy places the organism in Eukaryota, Metazoa, Chordata, Mammalia, Chiroptera, Phyllostomidae.
CGCCUCCCCACCCCCUCCUCCCCAUCCGCGCCACGCUCGGGGUUUUACUGCAGCAGCCGGAGGUGACAGCGACGCCUAAGCCUCCCUGGUUGCUCUCAGAGCCCAGGCUUCCCCAGCAGCCGGAAAGCGCCCUCUCCUGAAAGGCUGAUGGGGGAGAAGUGCUAACCAGCCGCAGAGAGACAAAUUUAAAAAUGUAGAAGUCGCUGGGCUGCAUUCCUUUGAGGACGAGCCUGAUCGCCCAGGACCGAGUGGUAGCGCGUAGGAAGUUGGGACCAUAGAGCAAAGGGGGAGGGGAGUGGUGCAGUCGGCAUUCUCUUCUGAAAGGAGUCACCGGAGCAGGGCAGUUGGACACAAGUUUGCGUGGGAGUGUUUUCCUUUUGUGAAUAAUUAAUCCCCGUCAUCAGUCUGGCAGAAUUGGAGUUUUGGCAAUAGCGCGGACCUCGGCCGAACACCCAACUCUGAGACGCUCGGAGGCGGCCCGCGCAGGGGGAGCUCGUAGCGCCUGGAGAGGCGCCAAAGCGCCGGUGCUCACCUAAGCCGCAGAGACAUACACCCAGCCAGGAGAUGAAGAAACAGCAACUCAGAGAGGAGAAGUAACCCAGGAUCAUUCUGUGGAAGAGCAAAGACAAGAAUCCAAACCUGGACCCUCCCAGGCAGGUGGAAGAGGAUCAGCUCUUCUGAAAUAUUCCCCAGGACGGACCUUCUGCAGCUUGAAGUUGUUGACAAUGGAUUUCAGGCGUGUGAAGGACUAUUUCUCCUGGCUCUACUAUCAAUACCAAAUCAUUAGCUGCUGCGCUGUCCUGGAGCCUUGGGAGCAAUCCAUGUUCAAUACCAUCUUACUAACCAUUUUUGCUAUGGUGGUGUAUACUGCCUAUGUUUUUAUUCCAAUCCACAUCCGCCUGGCUUGGGAAUUUUUCUCCAAAAUGUGUGGUUAUCACACUUCACUUUCUAAUUGAUCUUGUCUACACCCUAUGAAUUGGCACUGAUAUGUUUAUGUAGCUUACAAUUUUUGUUUUAGCUGAGUACUCUGUCUUUUUUCACUCUCUGACCUAAAAAGCUCUCGAUUCUCUAUGCACCCUUAUAUCCUGCCUGAAAUUUGAGAUAGCUGGUUUUUUCAGUUCUUUUGUACACAUUACAUUGUGCAUCAGACCAUAGAUAAUACAAUGGCCUUACCUUACAUACCAUAUUUUCUCAACUUAAAUAAAUUUUUUUUGAGUCAGCAUAUUUCAUAUAAAACUUUUCUGGAAAGUAGGCUUAUAAGAGACCUACCAGAAUCAUGUUUAAAAUGCUCCCUUGAUACCUAUUCUAUACUAAAGGAUAUAUUUUUUAAAAAUUGUUCAUAGGCUACUGUCAAAAAUAUCAUAUCUUUGUUUACAAUAUAAAGAUGUGAAUAAAUUAUAUGGACCCCCUAAAGUAUUGUUUUUUACUGAACUGCUGAUACCUAAAAUUCUUUUACUUCAAGUGCAAAAGAAUAGGCUGGAGGUAAUUACCUUCUUUCAGACAUGGUUCAUGAAUUGUUCCAAAUGCCUGUAAAUGUCUGGCUUUAUAACAAUUUAAAAUCAACAAUGUUGAUUUUAGAUAACCUAGUAAGUAUAAUACUACAAAAUAAUUUUAAGUAUAGGAAACAAAAUACAAUCAAAGUACAUUCAGAUGUAACUCAUGAUGUUGUCUUACCUUGCAUGAUGCUGGGAGUGGAAAGAAAAAAGAAAUUGCUUUUUUUCUGUACUUUCACUCAGCGAAGGGGUAGCAUGUAUUGGGCUACAGGAAGAAAAGCUAAUAAAUAGGCUGGAAAUAAGAUUCUAACAGCAGGAACUCAACCACUCCAGUUAAAUGCGUUGAUGUAGUGGCUCCUUUGUAGAGCAAAAAUGAGAUUUAUUAAAUUUCCUUCAAAGCGUUUAUCUUAAAAAUAUUAUAAGUUUUUAAUUAUGCUACUGAGUCAUAUGUGAAUGCCAAAGAUCAAGCAUUGUAGUUUUUCUUUCUUCUCAAUAAACAUUAAUGUUAAUAAUACUGGAGGGUAAAUAUGUAAAUAGUUUUUGGACAGUAUUUGCACCUCUGUGUUAUGGAAAAACAAUUUCCAAAAAGAGCUGGAAAGAAAGAUGUUUGGCAUGACAAAUUAACUUGCAUGUUUGCCAAAAACAAACAAACAAAAAAUACCUGGUUUGUAGAUGAAACAGAUCUGAACAUGUAUUUAUUAUUUUUGCCAAAUAAAUUAGGUUUAAUUUUAUAAAUAAAAUAUCCACCUCCAGAUUUGCUUUAUUCCUCAUACUACACUAGAUAGUGUCUAAGUGCUUACUCAUAUUUCUCCCCUAAAUCAUCAUUUCUUACUAAUCCA